UCGACGAAAUUUUCUUUUCUCCUCGUUUUUCCAUUAAAAAUUUAUGCAAUCGUUAGCGAUAGAAUUGUGAAAUUCGAGUAGCGAGUGUGUAUGAGUGUCAUAUGUCAAACUUGUCAACAAUACGUCAUAUGUCAUACUUGUCAACAGUCCCAUACGGUCGUAAACAUUAAGGCUAAGUGAGGCUUAAUUAAUAUCGUUAACAAUAGCUACACAAACGGCUAAUUUGAUAUAGUAUAAAUCAUAAUUGAUUUAACAAAAAUUUGUUCAAGGAGAACUUAUUAGAUCCUAUAUUAAGAAUGCGAAGAGAGUGGCUGUCAGUGAUGAAGUAAUUAUGGACAUCAACAAUAAUAAACGUCACGCGCCAAUUAUUUUAAUACGUUAAUGAAACGUUCACCCUCGAGUUUAUGAAUGAACUGAAAUCAUACAUACGUAUACUUGGCACGUAUCUCGCGUGUUAUCUGACGAGCUCGUAGAUAAGUGAUGAUUACUCAUCACAGUUAUAGUCGGCUUAGUCAUUGGCCGAAGGUUCGCGUUUCGCCUCGUGUUCUUUAUUUAUCUAUAUUCGGUCGUCUGUUGUGAUUCGUAUAACAAUAUCAAAAUGGUGAGAUUGCGUGAAUUACAUCAGGCCAGAGAGAGUAUACCAUUGCAUGGUCAGUUUGCGAGUAAUACGAGUAUAGAUAGAUUUUCUGAACGUGAUCUCCACGGUAUUAACUCGAACGAACGAACAUGUAGGAACAUGUGCAACGAUUGUAUGGCUAGAGUGCCAUACGCAACUCUCAUAGCAACUAUAAUGUGUUGCCUAGGAGUUGGAAUCUUCUGUGGUACCAUGUAUAGGGGUGCGACAUUGUGUGCUCUUAUGAUGGAUCAGGUGUUUCACCUGCAUCUCGGAUGGUUGGAAGUGGUGCAAUUGGUCUUUGCGUCGAUUGGAGCUUGCAUGGCAGCUUUAGGGUUUAUGAUUUUGUGCGUCGGUUGUCUAGCAACUGGUGCUACAAGGCACAAAGUCUACCGAGCCUGGAGAUCCAGAGUGGGUGGACGUAUCUCCUGUGCUGUUUUUAUGACUAUCAUUUAUAUCUUGCAAAUAGCUUGGCUUCUGAUAUUUGCAUUCCUUAUUAUCAUCACGUUGAUAUUCACUAUAUUCUGGGGCCUGUGUAGCAAUCCACGUGUUCAAUCUCUCGAUGAGUGCAUUAAUUUUGCUCAAUUCAGCUUUCUAUUUCCAAACAACACACGAGUACAGGAUAUGCAAAUUUGCGGACCUCAGGAGGUCAAAUUAUUUUGCAAGGACUUUGUGGAAAAGGCUGAGGUGAUGUUCAUCCUGGCGACUGCAGCAUCCAUGCUCGUUAUCCUAAGCCUAGUACACUAUUUGAUGUGCUUAUCCGCGAAUUAUGCGCACAUUCGAGAUCACGAGAAGUUCCAGGAGCUGCAGGAACUGCAAUAUCUGCAGGACGCGAUCGAUCCGGAUUCUCCUCAACCGGGAAUGGGUACCCUGGGUUCUCAUCGUGGCAAAGACAGGUUCUAGGACACGGCCCGCGAGAUCUUCGUCAUGAAUCCUUUGUAAGAGGUUUAUUGUUCACUGGGACACAUAGGAAACCCUUACGCCCGAUUGGAAAUCUCUUCCAGGUAUCACUUCCUCUUCUCUAUGUACCUAAAUUCGGUAUACUGCUCAUUGCGGUGUGUCUAUCGCCGUUACGGUAGUUUACUGAUCCGAGGAUCUUGCGGGAAUCAACUCUAUGCCGUCCAUUUUAUCUGCGACUCGUAUAUAAACAUUUACUUCGUUUUAUAUAAAAAAAGAUGUUUAUUAAAAUACGUACCGAUUUGUAGUACGUAAUAUUUUCAUCUUUAGCAUGGAUUGCUCGAUUUAAAUCGAGAUCAUUCGCCGAGUUUCGAUCUAGGAUGUAAAUUAUACGUUUACGACGAUAUCAAUUCGUAAACUCAUAUUCAUAAGAAAAAGUAUUUCUGGCCUGUGCGUGCUUGAAAUGCAGGUGAUUACAGCGCACAGAGAUUGUUUUUUUUCUUCGAUUAUAUUAUAUUUCGUUUCGAUGUAUGCACAAAUGCGCUGCAUGUGUAAUUUGCCUAAUAGUAUCAUAAAGUAGGCUGAUAUUACAUUCAUAUCACAAAAUAUAUGUUGAACAUAUCGAUUGGAUAUCAGAUACAGAAUUCUUAAAAUCUUGCUAGAAACUUUAAAAAUUCUUUAUUUGAUAACCAAUCGCUAUGUCCGAUAAACUUGUCAUACGAUAAAUAUAAUAUCACCCUUACAGAAAUAUAUUCAUGAGUUCAAAUCCUUGCAGUCUAAUCUUUUGGUGUUAGGAUUAAUCAUUCUCGGACUGUGUAUACCAUGCAUAUUGUCUUCAUUACUGAGAUUUUUUUACGAAAGAGAUAUCUUUUUUUUAUAUACAUAUACAUUUAUACAGUGAACAACUAAACAUAUGUUUUCGUUACAUUCCAAAUAUUUAAAGCAUACUGGAAAAAUUCAAACUAACAGAAUAAUAAUAAGACUUUUUCAAGUUAUAAAAUAACAAUGACUGCAUAUAUUGCUUUGAAUAUGAUUGGUGAUUAAAUUUUCAUUGAAUAUUUUUCCAACAUGCUUGUGUUUUGAAGUAUAUUUACAUUAUGGAAUCAAAAAGAGAGUUUUGUUUCUCAUAUUAAGUAGCUUUUUACGAAAAUUAAAUGUUACAAGAAUAUUGCAUAUGAAAGAAUAUCUAUAUUCAUAUAGAAUAUGUCUAUUUCUUGCAUACAACUAUAAUAUUAAAUUGUUGUGCAAAGAGUAAUAUAUUUUUUCCAAAUUUUGAAAAAAUAUCCACUGCCGAAUAUUAUAACAAGAAAAGAAAGUUGAAUUAUCCUAUAUAUAUUAUUUGUGCCAAAAAGGAAAAGAAUUUUGGCUAAAAAAUCUAUGACUUAUAACUAUUGUUGAAACAACUAAACAGAUGUACAAUCACGAGUUUAACUCGUUACAUAUUACUUGCUCAAAUUUUUUAUUCAAUUCAAAUAACAUUGAUUUUCACAAAAUUUAUGGAAUUAUUCGAUAGGAGAAACCUUGUGUUCUGCAUGCCUUGAAUUAAAGCUGCGAUUUUUUUAUCUAUGAUAAGAUUACUUUAUUAUACACUAUUGAUGAAUAAAAAUGUACAUAUCAAAUGACAAUUUUGCAUAUGGAACUAUGAAGAGUUAUGUACAAAAAAAUAGAUAAGGAUAAAACGGCACAUAGAAUGUAUUUUUUUUUCUUUUUCAAAAAACAAGAAGCUGAUUUAUUGUUAUGCCGAAAAAGUUACGUGCCGCUUUCUCGUUCGGAAUAAACUAUGUAUAUUCUUAUUAUUAAUGAAUAAAAAAAUAUUUCAUGUUUGUAAA
Messenger RNA from Formica exsecta, 3339 nucleotides. It is a transcript of the gene M6, whose product is annotated as proteolipid protein DM beta. The transcript is spliced from 5 exons. Bases 599 to 1516 code for a protein of 305 amino acids. Gene Ontology annotation, biological process: neuron projection development. The record is from RefSeq and is a predicted model, not a curated record. Gene Ontology annotation, cellular component: plasma membrane. NCBI's taxonomy places the organism in Eukaryota, Metazoa, Arthropoda, Insecta, Hymenoptera, Formicidae.